UACCAAAAAUAAAGUCGCUCAAUAUCUCAGUUCCGUUUUGAGAAUGUGUUAAAUUAAUAAAUUGACCUCUCUAUGUGACCAUUGUUACAACGAUUGUGUUCAGUUCAGUAAAUCGAGAGAUGUAAAAGAGAAGUUAUCUUAUCUUGACAUACCCGGUGUUAUAUAAACAAGUUUAUCAUAACAAGUCAAGCUAGUGGAUUUCCAUUUGUAAAAAAAUAUGAAUUUCGUUCGUUUGGGGCUACUUAAACGUUCAUUAAAUAUGGAGUGCCGUAAUUUGCACUUAUUGAAGAAGCUGGCAUAUAUCAAUGGAGAAUGGGUGAAUGCAAAUAGUAAUUCUGUCUUUCCCGUGAUCAACCCGGCAGAUGACAAAGUUAUUGCUGAGAUACCUGAUAUGGACGCUACUGACGCAAAAAUUGCAGUUGAUGCAGCUACAAAUGCUUUCAAAACAUGGAAAGACACUUCAGCAAAGGAGAGAUCUAGUAUCCUACGAAAAUGGUUUGAUGUUUGUCAGAAGAACAGUGACCACCUAGCUGAUAUUAUCACCGCUGAAGCAGGAAAACCAUUGGGCGAGUCGAAAGGAGAAGUGGCUUAUGGAAACUCUUUCUUGGAAUGGUUUGCUGACACCGCUCGACACAUAAAUGGGGAAGUCAUCCCUAGUCCUUGGCCAAAUAAACAAAUAAUAGUAACCAGACAACCUUUAGGAGUUGUAUCUAUUAUUACACCAUGGAAUUUUCCAUUUGCUAUGAUUACUCGUAAAGUAGGAGCAUUGAUGGCAGCAGGAUGCACUUGUGUUAUAAAGCCAGCCGAAGACACACCAUUAACAGCUUUAGCAGCAGUUCAAUUAGCUGAAGAGGCCGGUGUACCCAAAGGAGUAAUAAAUGUUAUUACAUCAAGUAGGAAAAAUGCACCUGCUGUAGGAAAAGUAUUGUGCGAGGACCCUAAUGUGGGUUGUAUAUCAUUCACAGGUUCAACUCAUGUUGGUAAAAUUUUGUAUGGUAUGGCAGCCAAGGGCAUAAAAAGAGUUGCUUUAGAAUUAGGUGGAAAUGCCCCAUUUAUAGUAUUUUCUAGUGCCGAUAUAAGCCAUGCAGUUGAGCAGGCAAUGUUGGCAAAGUUCAGAAACAAUGGUCAAGCAUGUGUUGGAGCCAACCGUUUCUUGAUUCAUGAAGAAAUGUUUGAUAAGUUUGUAGAUUGCUUCAAAUAUAAAAUAAGUCAAAAAUGUAUCUUAGGUCCCGGCCAUAAAGAAGGGGUCACAUGUGGCCCCCUUAUUAAUAUGGAACAGAUUAAGAAAGUAUCUGGCUUAGUUAAUGAUGCAGUUAAAAAAGGAGCAAAGGUGAUGAUUGGAGGACAAGUUGCAAAGGACAUUGGAGAAAAAUUCUAUGAGUCAACUGUUUUAGUUGAUGUCAAACCGGACAUGGAAAUUUAUGGGGAAGAAAUAUUUGGGCCAGUUGCAGUGUGCUUAAAGUUUAAGACUGAGAAUGAGGCUUUGGAAAUAGCUAAUAGUACCAGGAGUGGAUUAGCUGCUUAUGUUUUUACUUCGGAUUUGGGUCAAGCAUUUAGGAUGUCCCGACAAUUAGAAUUUGGCAUGGUUGCAAUUAAUGAUGGUGUGCUGUCUGCGGCAGAACCUCCAUUUGGAGGGAUAAAAGAAUCUGGAAUUGGUAGAGAAGGGAGUAAACAUGGAGCUGAAGAAUACACUGAUUUAAAAUACACACUAUUUUCUGCACUUGAUAAAUAACUGAUGUAACGAUUUGUUGAAAAUAUUUACACCUGCUUAACAUCCAUUUGUUUUGCACUUGUUUGAAUGAUAAUGUAUAAUAGUACUCUUAUUCUAAUGAAGUAAUUUAUGAUUCAGAGUUGAAACACAAGUUACAAAUUGGUUACCAUAUAAAAAAUUUUCAGUAGAAGAAUUUUAAGCAUUAGCUUAUUAAGGAAAUAUAUCUAAAGUGAUCAUUCCAGUCUUCCAGGAUAUUGUGAUUUUAGGAUAAGAUUUUACAUGCAACAAGACAUUUUCAGUUCAUAUGUUUUUUACUGUAUAUUAAAUAUUUUUUCAUCCAACAUCAAAAAGUAUUUAUUUCAACUAUAUUUGUGCAAUAUUAUUAUUUUAAAAUAUUUUCAUAGGCUGUAGUUGAAGUUGAUGAGAAAUCAAAAUUAAUAAAAAUAACAGUUUAUACUGAUUUUAUUUAUAUGUUCGAACUUAUUUAUAAUUUAAAUCUUUAAGUUUGCAUUUACUUUCUCUUAAAUAAGUGUACAGUUUAAUAAAUAAUAUCGAAUAAAAUAUUGAAUCUGC
Zerene cesonia (dogface butterfly) is the source of this 2284-nucleotide messenger RNA. RefSeq names its product succinate semialdehyde dehydrogenase (gene Ssadh). Lineage: Eukaryota; Metazoa; Arthropoda; Insecta; Lepidoptera; Pieridae. The coding region runs from base 218 to 1732 and encodes 504 amino acids. Gene Ontology annotation, molecular function: succinate-semialdehyde dehydrogenase (NAD+) activity. The record is from RefSeq and is a predicted model, not a curated record. The transcript has a single exon.